This is a messenger RNA of Sinocyclocheilus rhinocerous, 3499 nucleotides long. Its product is annotated as rabphilin-3A-like. Bases 986 to 2797 code for a protein of 603 amino acids. The record is from RefSeq and is a predicted model, not a curated record. NCBI's taxonomy places the organism in Eukaryota, Metazoa, Chordata, Actinopteri, Cypriniformes, Cyprinidae. Gene Ontology annotation, biological process: spontaneous neurotransmitter secretion; regulation of calcium ion-dependent exocytosis; exocytosis. Gene Ontology annotation, molecular function: small GTPase binding. Gene Ontology annotation, cellular component: extrinsic component of synaptic vesicle membrane; neuron projection; synapse. The transcript has 16 exons.
GCAGAUGUUUUAAUCAUAAUCUCAUUUAAUUUUGAUGAAUUUCUUUGUGUCCCCUUACUUUUAUUCCUUAAAUUGUGUUUACUUGGUCUUUAAAAGGCUUAAAUUUACCUUCAAAACCUGCAGAAACCCUGUAAAUACUGGUUAAGCUAUAGAGCAAAAUGCCUCCCUUUAUCGUUCCAUAAAUGCGUAUCUCUGUCUGCAUUGGAUAUUAUUUGUAUAUAGCUUAGUUUAGAGUUGCAAGCAUUUACAUUUAAGUGCAAGGCUGACGUUUUUGUUGGCGUCAGCAUUUUCAUAUAAAUCCAAGCCGGGUUUUCAAGCAGCUAAUGCAAACAUAUUUGAUUUUUGAUGCACGUUUCAGUGGAGCCUUUGAAGAUCCGGCAGGACCUUAGAGACGAGUGUUCAUAUGGGAUAGAAGCGCUUUCUAUGGAACCGGCUGAUGAGAUGAAUAGUGACAGCGCUGGUGAGAGUGUGAUGUAAUUUCUGAUCAUCACUCUCCCUCUAUUUCCCCUUUACUCGGUCUCUGUGUCCUCCUCCUCUUCUUUUCAGCCCUUCAGAUGGCAAUCAGUCAUGUCCUCCGUCACCUCGACAUUUUCAAUCAGCGGUUCGAGCGUCUCUGUGGGGACGGAAUAGAAUUUGCCCAACACGCCGGAAAGAGCGAUGCAUUGACUCAUUAAUGAUAUGACAUGCUGUAAUGUCAAAAGGCACCGAGCAGAUUUCACUUUCACUUGAGAUAAAGAGCAAAACAGCUGUUGUAAUUGCUCUACCUUUGAAAAUGAUUUCCUGACCGAUGCGUGUCUGUAUGCGCAGCACGGUGUUCCUCUAAAAUCCCCUCUGUUGGUUGAUUGUGAUUGGGUAAUAAUAUAGACAGAUGGGGCCGCUGGGAAUUUUUGGUGGUAUAUUUAAGCAUUCGGCGCUGCAGAUGUGUUUGGCUGUGCACUGGGCGUAAUUGACUAUUGUGCUUGUGAGCUUUAGGACGGGCUGCGAGAUGUACGGCAGGCAGAUGGAGUCCGCCGCUGGAAUCGAGGAACUGACGGACGAGGAGAAGGAAAUUAUCAACAGUGUGCUGGCGAGAGCCAAGAUGAUGGAGGCCAUGGAGCAAGAGAGGAUUGGGCGUCUGGUAAAUCGCCUGGACAGCAUGAAGCGGACGGCCUGCGGUGACGGCGACUUGCGUUGUUUACUCUGCGGCCAGCAGUUCGGCCUGGCGGGCGUCAGCGCGGUCGUGUGCGCGGAGUGCAAAAAGAACAUGUGCACUAAGUGUGGCGUUCAAAGCGUCAGUCAUUCCAGUCCAAUAUGGCUGUGCAAAAUCUGCAGUGAGCACAAAGAGAUGCUGAAGCGGUCUGGUGCCUGGUUUUUCAAAGGUUUACCACAACAAAUUUUACCCGCUCCUUUACCGAUCUCUAAUAAUAGAGAGCUCAGAACCACCAGCGCGCCAACUUCAACCAAUCCACCAACCAAUCAAGAGUCUUCAGUAUCUUCACGGUCAAAAAAUGGAGAGAGCAUGCAGGUCACCGGCAGAGAGCAGCAGAUAUCUGCAGAAACGAUGCCCCCUAAACGGGACGAGCAUUCGGUCAUAUCCCAAAGAGCCCUAGAAGCAGACAGAGGUAGACAGUCUAUGAGCAGGAGCACGAUUCAGUCCAACGCCGUUGUGGAAGGACAAACGUACUCACCUGUGGUGAAGAGAGAAGUACCGGUGAUGAGCUCCAAACCUCCAGCGCCGACCUUUUCCACGACUCCCAUACAAAAAGAUCCUAUGAGUCGACCGGAGGCCAGGGCACCACCUGCUAUGCAGACCGACGCACGUUUGCCAGCUGCCAACAGCGUUCCCGCUUCACGCCAGCCACCACCCCCCACCGCAGAGGAUGAAGAGGACGCCAACAGCUAUGACUCUGACGAUGCCACCACUCUGGGCAUGUUGGAGUUCAGUCUGCUCUACGAGGAGGAGAAAAACGAACUGCACUGCAAUAUAAUCAAAGCAAAGGGUCUCAAGCCCAUGGACUCCAAUGGCUUGGCUGAUCCUUAUGUGAAACUGCACUUGCUUCCAGGAGCCAGUAAGUCUAACAAGCUAAGAACAAAGACGAUUCGUACCACCUUGAACCCCAUGUGGAACGAGACCCUUGUUUAUCAUGGCAUCACUAAUGAAGACAUGCAGAAAAAGACUCUCAGGCUUUCAGUCAGUGAUGAGGACAAGUUCGGCCAUAAUGAGUUUAUCGGCGAGACGCGGGUGGUCUUGAAAAAACUGAAGCUGAACCAGAAGAAGACCUUCAAUGUGUGUCUUGAGAGAGCGAUUCCGGUGAGACGUACUGCUGGCGCAGGUGCAUCUCGUGGCAUGGCGCUCUAUGAGGAGGAGUUGAAGGACGAUGAAGAGGCAGAGGAGAGGGGACGUAUCCUGAUUUCUCUCACCUACAACAGCCAGCAGAGUCGUCUGAUUGUGGGUGUAGUUCGAUGUGUUCAUCUGGCAGCAAUGGACUCGAAUGGCUAUUCUGACCCCUUUGUAAAGAUUUACUUGAAGCCCGACAUGGGAAAGAAAGCAAAGUAUAAAACUCAGAUCAAGAUUAAUUUCCUCACCGAGUUCAGCUAUGAAAUCAAGCAUGCUGAACUGGCAAAGAAGACUUUGGAUGUCUCUGUCUGGGAUUAUGACAUGGGAAAAUCUAAUGAUUUCAUAGGUGGCUGCCAGCUUGGUAUCACAGCUAAAGGCGAAAGUCUGAAGCACUGGUAUGAAUGUCUCAAGAACAAGGACAAGAAGAUCGAACGCUGGCAUGUUCUGUUGAAUCAAAACAACGUUGAGGCGGAUGACUGAGGUGUUGUAUCUCCAAAGAUGACCGUAUACGGUUCCAUCUUCCAAAAAAGUAAUCUCGCUUACAAGCUCGAACUGCUGAUAAUGUUUUCUUUUCAUUCAGAAAAAAAAGCCUUUGUCUUUGCCUCUCCUGAAACCCUGUGAUGAGCUGUAGUGGUCCAACCGAGAAAAACCUAGAAAACCCAGUUACUUUGUUUUUUGGUGGGAAAAAGACAGUGUAUGAUAUUUUUUCACUCAGUAAAUGCCUUAAAGAACAAAACCUCAUGAAUACAGAUUCAGUGACGCAAAUAUAUUAGUCAUCAAACCCUGCAACCACAUAUACUCAAGGACAUUGGGAAAAUGGACUUUACUCAUGUAAAACCAGUUCAAUGCACAAUACAAUACCAUUUAUUUGGCAUUAGAAAUAUACGCUGCCCUUGCAUAUGUCUAUUAUUAAUUUAUGUUUGUUUCAAUCAGUAUGUCACAGAUGAGAAAGACUGUGUAAAACAAAUUGUGACUAUAAAGUUUAGAAAAGUAUUAGAGUUAUAUCCAGUAAAUGACAGGUUGUUGAAGUUCAAUAUUGCAUCAACUACAUAUGGAAAUGUCCUGUUGUUAUGUGCAUGGAAUUCAUGGACGUGUUCCCUAAUUAUACGUUAUUAUCAUUGUUAAGUUUGAAUUUAUUUCUGUAACAUGUUUACAAGUGUUGUUAAUACCCAAUAAAGUGUU